Podarcis muralis (Common wall lizard) is the source of this 5495-nucleotide messenger RNA. It is a transcript of the gene SORCS1, whose product is annotated as sortilin related VPS10 domain containing receptor 1. Lineage: Eukaryota; Metazoa; Chordata; Lepidosauria; Squamata; Lacertidae. Gene Ontology annotation, biological process: post-Golgi vesicle-mediated transport. Gene Ontology annotation, molecular function: protein binding. The record is from RefSeq and is a predicted model, not a curated record. Gene Ontology annotation, cellular component: Golgi apparatus; membrane.
UUCCCCGAGGUGGCCAAGAGACGCGCAAGGCUGGCGGAGGGAGAAGUUGGCGCGGCCGCCGGGCGCCUGGAAAGGGGGCGAGCGGAUCGCCCGUCCCUCCCGAUCCAGUGACGAGAAGGAGCCGUGCUCGGCGCGAGGGGGCGGGGAGGCGAUGUGGUGACUUCUUCUACAAAGGCAAGCCGGAGAAAUCACCAGCCGGGGUUGGCUGGCGCGCUCGCUCUCCCUCGCUCUCUCUCGCGCGCUCCUUCAGCUCCUCCCCCGCGCGGUGGUGGCUUCCCCCUCCAUCAAAAGCCCGCUCGGCGACGCCAGCUUUUGGGGGGUGAGGGGGAACUCCGAAAGCAAAGAAAGCGGGGUGUUUCUCUCCUUUCUCCCCUCUUUUUCUCCCCAGACUGCAUCCAGGGUCUGAAACUUCGAGAGAGUUAUCGCCGCUGCCUUCCUUGAAGAGCAGAUCUGGGAAUAAAACACAACCUGCCGUCUUCUCCCAACUCCCCUCCCAUUUCGCUUCCCUCUCACUCCGUCGCUCUCUCUCUCCCUCUCUCUCUCUCUCUCGCACACGUUCCCUCCCCGCCCCUCCACCAGCAUCAGGGGCAAUGGGAAAAGUUACUGGCUGGUACCCAGGCUGGCACGUUGCUCUGCUAGCCGCCCGGACAUGGCUUUUGAUCCUCACUUUUGGCUUCAUCGGGGCAGAAAUCACUUGCAGCUCGUGCCGUUGGCAGGUGCAGCUCCAGCUGCGGGAGCAGCAGCGAGCUCCGGACGGAUUAUUAAUGCACUUGAGGACGGCGGGGCGAAGAGGCGACGAGGCGAGGAGGAGACCCGGGGAGGAAAGAGGUGAGAGGCGCCCCGGUGGUGGCGAGGAGGCGCCGGCGAGUGCCGGGGAUCGAGCCCUCUCCGCUUCUGCCCCCGCCGAGGAGAAAGACGCAUCGCGCAGCCUGGCCGGCUCCCGGCAGCUGAGCGGCGAGCGCCCCGAGGCUCGGCUCGGCCGCCGAGCGUCGCCCUCGGGUGGGAAUCGAGCCGGGCGCGCCAAGUUCUCUUCCGCCGACGGGCGCCCGGCGGCGAACUCUCAGGCCGGCCGCGCUGCCCGAUCGGCGCCCCUGGGCCGCCUGAGGAAGCCCGGCGCGGAUCGGAGGCGGCUGGGGAGCCGGAAGCCCCGAGGGGCCCCGGCGGAGAGAGACAAGCCUCCGGAGAGCCGGGAACGGGCAAGUCCGGAGCAGCUGCCGGGGAAAGCCACGCGCUUCCGCCUGGAGGAGCUGAAAUUGACGAGCACAACCUUUGCCCUGACGGGGGAUUCGGCGCAUAACCAAGCCAUGGUGCACUGGUCGGGACACAACAGUAGCGUGAUUUUAAUUCUGACAAAGCUGUAUGACUACAACCUGGGGAGUAUCACGGAGAGCUCACUGUGGAGGUCAACAGAUUAUGGGACAACAUAUGAAAAACUGAAUGACAAAGUGGGUCUGAAGACCAUUCUUAGCUACCUCUAUGUUUGCCCAACUAAUAAGCGCAAGAUUAUGUUGCUUACUGACCCCGAGAUUGAGAGCAGCCUGUUGAUCAGUUCUGAUGAAGGCGCCACCUAUCAAAAAUACCGUCUGAACUUCUACAUCCACAGCAUGCUCUUCCAUCCCAAACAGGAGGAUUGGAUUCUGGCCUAUAGUCAGGAUCAGAAGUUAUACAGUUCAGUGGAAUUUGGAAGAAGAUGGCUACUACUCCAGGAAAACGUAACACCAAACAGAUUCUACUGGUCUAGGAUGGGUACUACUAAAGAGCCAGACAUAGUCCAUUUGGAGUCAAAGACAGUGGAAGGCCAUGCACAGUACAUCACCUGCAGGAUGCAAAACUGCUCUGAAGCUAUAAGAAGUAAACCUUUUCCAGGAUACAUUGACUCUGACUCCCUCAUUGUCCAGGAUGAUUAUGUGUUUGUUCAGCUGACAUCAGGAGGCCGGCCUCAUUACUACGUGUCCUAUCGGAGAAAUGCAUUUGCGCAGAUGAGGCUUCCUAAGUAUGCUUUGCCAAAGGACAUGCACGUCAUCAGCACUGAUGAGAAUCAGGUGUUUGCUGCAGUCCAGGAAUGGAACCAGAACGAUACGUAUAAUCUCUACAUCUCUGAUACCCGAGGGGUCUACUUCACCCUGGCUUUGGAAAAUGUCAAGAGCAGCCGAGACCUGGAGGGCAAUGUGAUGAUAGACCUCUAUGAGGUAGCAGGGAUAAAGGGAAUGUUCUUGGCUAACAAGAAGAUUGACAACCAAGUGAAAACUUUCAUCACCUACAAUAAAGGAAGAGACUGGCACUUGCUACAGGCCCCAGACACAGAUCUGAGAGGAAACUCGGUUCAUUGCCUCCUGCCCUAUUGUUCCCUUCACCUACACCUGAAGGUUUCAGAAAAUCCAUACACUUCGGGCAACAUUGCCAGUCGAGAUACUGCUCCAGGCAUCAUUGUGGCUUCUGGUAAUAUUGGAAAUGAGUUGUCGGACAACGAUAUCAGCAUGUUUGUUUCAUCGGAUGCUGGAAACACGUGGAGACAAAUCUUUGAAGAAGAACACAGCGUUCUUUAUCUGGAUCAAGGUGGGGUUUUGGUUGCCAUGAAACAUACGUCGCUGCCUAUAAGACAUCUCUGGUUAAGUUUUGAUGAAGGAAGGUCCUGGAGCAAAUACAGCUUCACAUCCAUCCCACUUUUUGUUGAUGGCGUUUUGGGAGAACCUGGAGAAGAGACUUUGAUAAUGACAGUUUUUGGGCACUUCAGCCAUCGCUCUGAAUGGCAGCUGGUGAAGGUGGAUUACAAGUCAAUCUUCGACCGACGGUGUGCUGAGGACGACUACCGUCCCUGGCAGCUUCACAGCCAGGGAGAAGCAUGCAUCAUGGGAGCAAAAAGGAUCUACAGGAAGCGUAAGUCAGAAAAGAAAUGUAUGCAGGGCAAGUACGCUGGAGCCAUGGCAUCUGAACCAUGUGUCUGCACAGAGGCAGACUUUGAUUGUGACUAUGGAUUUGAGCGUCACAGCAAUGGCCAGUGCUUGCCUGCAUUUUGGUACAACCCAUCCUCCUUGUCAAAAGACUGCAGUAUUGGUCAGAGUUAUCUCAACAGCACUGGGUAUAGGAAGGUUGUAUCUAAUAACUGCACAGAUGGUGUGCGUGAACAGUACACAGCUAAGCCUCAGCAGUGUCCUGGCAAAGCCCCACGAGGACUCCGAGUUGUCACUUCAGAUGGCACAUUGACAUCAGAACAAGGGCACAAUGUUACCUUCAUGGUGCAGCUGGAGGAGGGUGACAUUCAAAGAUCAAUAAUCCGUGUGGAUUUUGGAGACGGGAGUGCUGUGUCAUACGCCAAUCUCAGCUCCACAGAAGAUGGGAUCAAGCACGUCUACCAGAAUGUGGGGAUUUUCCGAGUAACAGCGCAGGUGGAAAACAGCCUGGGGGCAGACAGUGCUGUCAUGUACUUGCAUGUAAAUUGUCCUUUGGAACAUGUCCAUUUAUCGUUGCCCUUUGUGACAACAAAGAACAAAGAAGUUAAUGCUACGGCAGUCCUGUGGCCCAGUCAAGUUGGAACACUGACUUAUAUCUGGUGGUUUGGAAAUAACACCGAGCCGCUGAUCACCCUGGAAGGGAGCAUUGCGUUUACAUUCUCCACCGAAGGGAUGAACACUAUCACAGUGCAGGUUUCUGCAGGAAAUGCCAUUCUGCAAGACACCAAGAUGAUUGCAGUGUAUGAGCAAUUUCAAUCGCUACGGUUAUCAUUCUCUCCAAAUCUGGACGACUACAAUCCAGACAUUCCUGAAUGGAGACGAGACAUCAGUCGAGUCAUCAAGAAUGCUCUGGUGGACGUAACAGGCAUUUCCAGUAAGCAUAUCUUGGUGGCAAUCCUGCCAGGUUUACCCACAUCAGCAGAACUCUUUAUUUUGCCUUAUAAGGAUGUCACAGGGGAAGACAAACGAACAGCAGAAGACCUACAACAGAUUUCAGAUAUAUUGGUCCAGAAACUGAACCAAAAUGCCAUCCAGUUUGAUUUAAAGCCUGGGGUUCGAAUCCUUGUCCAUGCUGCCCAUUUAACAGCAGCCCCUCUCAUAGAUGUCACACCUAGCCACAGUGGUUCAGCCAUGCUGAUGCUGCUCUCCGUGGUAUUUGUGGGAUUGGCAGUAUUUGUAAUCUACAAAUUCAAAAGGAAGAUUCCGGGCAUUAAUGUUUAUGCACAGAUGCAGAAUGAGAAAGAUCAAGAGAUGGUCAGUCCAGGCAGUCAAAGUGAAAGCAUGCCUAAUGUCCCUCAAAGGGAGCUGAUGACCCCAGAACAACUAGUAGAUGAGAAGUUGGAUACCCAGCCCAUAGGGUUGCCAGAUUUCCAAAGACCAAUUCUUGUACACAAGAGGCUAUUGGGAGGAAAAAUUCCUGGACAUCCUGGACACCAACCAACGAGCGUGAGCAGACAGCCAAGGACUGCCCAGAGUCCAGGACCAGACAGUGCAUAGACUGUUGCCCUACUGAUGAGCAUGCUGGCGGUCAGAUGUACGAGGAGCGCUCGUCAGGCGCAGGAAGUAUUUCCACAGUUGCUGAGACACAAAGCACAAAAGAAAUCCCUACCUGUAUAAAUGUUUGAAACAAGGACACCGGUCUAUCUCUGUCCCCUUCACCCUGAUAUAUAUAUAUAUAUGUAUAAAAAGAAAAAAAGGAAACCAAUCACUGCUUUUGGACUUUUUGAUUCUUCUGACGACAAAGGGGUUUUUAGCUUUAAGCCUGUGCAUGUGGAUGUCAUUUGGAUAACAUAUUGGGAACUGCAGUGUACAGGUGCUCUAUUUUAAUGGAGUAAAAGAGGAAGGAAAAAAACACUUCCUCUUAAUCCUCUUCUCUCUUCUUUUCUAAUCAAGGUUUAAUUUGUAAGUGAUUCAUAAUGAAUAUAGGCCAAGAACGUGCAUGGGGUCUUUGUGGGAGGGGGUGGAAGUUCCUGACUUUCGGUAUAACUUAUGCUUUUAGCACUGCAAGAUUGUAGGUGGAUUUGCCACUCCAGCCUACAUUCCUGCACCUGCAAUCCUAUACACACGGACUUAGAAGUAAGCCACACUGAACUCAAUGAGGCUUUCUACUGAGUAGACAUGCAUAGGAAUGCAGUGUCAAAUACUCACAAAAAAUCUGCACUAGAGUUUGAUGGCAUCACAAUGUUUUUAGGGGGGUUGUUUAUGUUUUUCAGAUGUCUCUGUUUGGACUUUUACUUUUUGUCUUGUGAUGUUCCUUUGUCUAAAGCUGUUUUUAGCUUGUUCAGAUACAGUUCAAGGUCCAGACGCAGCUCAAGUUCCUUUCACUAGCAGAAUCAAAUUAUUUCCUAAACAUAUGUUGUCCCUUCUUUCAUGCCUGUCUAGGGCAGUGUGGCUGUCCAGAUGUUCCUGGACUUCAGCUCCCAUCAGCUCCCAUCAGCAGAGCAGGCAAUAAAGGAUGGUGGGAGCUGGAGUUCCAUCAAACACAGUUUUCCCAUCCAUAUCAUAUGGGAUAAAGAACUAGCUACUCCAAGACUGACCUUUGAA